This is a messenger RNA of Cuscuta europaea, 1155 nucleotides long. The record is from the annotation of a GenBank genome assembly. NCBI's taxonomy places the organism in Eukaryota, Viridiplantae, Streptophyta, Magnoliopsida, Solanales, Convolvulaceae.
UUUCAAAAAACUCCCAACAUCUACGUUACGCAAAAUGUCUCCCGUCCCAGAAGAAUCAUCAUCCGCCUCCGCCAGCGGCAAGCAAGAAGAUAUUCCCGCCGACGAAAAGAAAGAAGCCAGUCCACGCGCCGCGGGGCCGAGACGUCCACAUAUCUCAUGGUCCGAUUCAUAUACCAAAGCCAACGCCGCCAUUGAAGCUCUCUCCUCCAUCGUCUCUCACGUCCCAACAUCCCUAUCCUCUUCCGAGACGCCGGCCCUCUCCCUCCUCCACGACCCCGAAAUCGCCGUCCAAAUCUCCGACCUCCUCCGGCAACCAGGCUCCAGCGCCGGCGAUAACCAUCUCUGCCGGUGGCUUUACGACACGUUCCACUCCUCCGGCGAGCCUGAUCUCCACCUGGUGGUCCUCCGCUUCCUCCCCAUCAUCUCCGGCGUGUACCUCUCCCGGAUCGCCCUCCACCAGCCGCUCGCCGGCUUCGAGGCCAUCCUGUUAACCCUCUACGCCCAGGAAACGGUGAGCCGGAACGGAAACGCCGUCACAGUUACGAUCCCGGAUCUCUCGCAUUCAAGCAUUUACCACGAAACCAAACAGGCUGCGAAGGCCAGCGCCACCGAGCUGGCGUUGGCCGUCAUAUCGCCGAGUCUGGAGCCGUGUGGCAGCGUCCGGUCGACGAAGCGGGCGAGAAUUGUCGGGGUGGCGUUGGAGUUAUUCUACAGCAAAAUCUCACAAAUGCCCCUUCAAUCCAAGCUGGACUUUUGCGAGUUCUGUAAAGCAUGGGCGGGCGGGAAUAAGGAUAGUGGUGAGAGUAAUGUUGAAAAGAGAGAUGAGAGGAGGGUAAACCUGUCAAGGGAGAUAUUGCAGCCAGCGUUGAGGAUAUUAGGGCAUUGUUUGAUGGGGACUGAGAAGAGCGUGGAGCUGAAGACGGCCGCGCGUGAGGCGUGUAGGUGUCUGUACGAUAGAGCUUUGCAUGACAUCAGCCCUAAGGAUAUUCUUGCAACCGAGAGUCUUCUUAAGCUGGCAUCAUCAUCUCUUUAUAAUAGAGAAGUUGAUUACACUGAGAUAAAAUUCACCAAUAAGAUCACUCUUUAGAUUCUCUCUUGCUUUUUUUUUUAAUUUAAGGUAUGAACCUCAUUCUCAAACUCCAAAACCUGUUGGAA